UAUGUGUCCAGAGUCAUGCAAAUGAACAAGAAAUCUCAAUUGGGAUAUAUAUUUACAAUGGUUAAAUUUUUACUUCUUGCCUUAUUCCUCCUGUUUGCCGUAGCGGAAAUUUCAGGAAUUUGCUGUGAUCGUGGAAAACACGGCUUCUGCAAAGACUGCGCCAAAGUUAGCAUAUGGCGCCACAGAAAGUGCUGUGGUUCCGGUAGUGGAAACGGGAAGGGAUGCAACCUAUUUUGCUGUAACUGUGGAUCAUGUAGGAAUGGAAAUUCAACGGUUGAAUUCCAUUCUGGUUGGUUCCUACACAAAAAAUACUCUUGUAAAUUGAAAUUGGGUGACCAGAAGGUUCAACUAAAAAAUCAGAAAGAUCUGAAAAGUACCUGGAACGUGUUCAACGAACUUGAUCAAGAUGAAGACGGCGCCAUAUCGCAAUCAGAGUUUCGUGAAGCAAUGGUUGCCAGAUUAUUGGACAACGAAUCCGGUCAACUAGUUGCUUCUCAUUUUUUGGACUCCAACAACGAAGAAGAUGUAUUGGCUCUGCUUGAUGUCGUUACCGAGCAAGAUGAACAAGAAUUGGAACAAAGCAAAGAUCUUGGUGAUCUUAUGAAGCAGGAAUUCCAGAAACUCGAUGCUGAUAACGACGGAAUGAUCCAAGCAGCUGAAUUUGACAAAGAUCUUGAAUAAAAAGAAACAUAAGAAAUAUUGCAAAACUUCUCAAAAUCUUUUUCACAUUCUAAAAGUAACUAAUCGAAUUCAACUAGAAAUAUUCUCAACAGCAGGAUCUCUCAUCUUUAUUUUACUUAAAACCGGGAUAAACACGAAUUAGAUUUAAACGUAUAAUCAUCUGUGCAGCACGAGAGUCAUGACAUUCUAUUUUCAAUAUUUAUAUUCAAGACUCUAUAUACUCUCCAGUUAAGGUUCUAAGAGAAUAUUUUUUAUCUUAUUUAAUCAGACCAUUAAACACGAAUGAUGAAUAAACAUUUUAACGUUGUGGCUUUUUAAUUAGAACUAUACUAGAGUAUAGUAAGUAAUUAAAUCCUUUUCUUUUGUGUUAUAUAUGAAUUAUAUUUGUCAUGAUUAAAAUCAAUUUGAAUAUA
Messenger RNA from Styela clava, 1094 nucleotides. RefSeq lists its product as uncharacterized. Gene Ontology annotation, molecular function: calcium ion binding. The record is from RefSeq and is a predicted model, not a curated record. NCBI's taxonomy places the organism in Eukaryota, Metazoa, Chordata, Ascidiacea, Stolidobranchia, Styelidae.